This is a messenger RNA of Caretta caretta (loggerhead turtle), 4225 nucleotides long. RefSeq names its product guanylyl cyclase domain containing 1 (gene GUCD1). The record is from RefSeq and is a predicted model, not a curated record. Lineage: Eukaryota; Metazoa; Chordata; Testudines; Cheloniidae.
UGACAGCUGCCGGGGGCGGCGGGAAUAGCCCCGGGGGCGGGUAUGGCGACGCCGUCUUGAGCGCGGCCCGCUCCCUUCUCGCCACUCCCCCCCCCCCCCAGUCCCCGCUGUGCGGGGCUGGGCCCGGAGCCGCAGCUCUCCCGCCCGCCGCAUCCGCAGCUCCUGCCGCCCCGCCCCUGCCAGGCAGCAGCGCCGGGGCCGGCAGGAGCAGCGCCGCUCCGAGACAUGUGGGGGUCCCGGCCCCGCCAAGCCUUGCAGCCCGGCCCGGGCCUGGCGGCCGCUCACUAAGCAGCCUGGCCCCCUCUCCGCCGGCAUGAAAAGCCCCAAGGAGGCCGCGGACUCGGAGCCGCCCUCAGCUGACUAUGUCCAGUUGCAAGUGCCAGUUAUUCAGCAGUUGUACCAUUGGGACUGUGGGCUAGCCUGCUCCAGGAUGGCAUUGCAGUACCUGAAUCGUUUGAAUGAGGAGGAAUUUCAGAAAGCCAUCCGGGAACUCCGGUUAACAAAGAGUAUCUGGACCAUUGACCUGGCCUACCUAAUGCGGCACUUUGAUGUUAAACAUAGGUUCUGCACACAGACACUUGGAGUGGACAAGGGCUAUAAAAAUCAGUCAUUCUACAGGAAACACUUUGAUACGGAAGAGAACAGAGUGAACCAGCUAUUCGCCCAAGCCAAAGCCAGCAAGGUGCUGGUGGAGAAGUGCACAGUGACUGUCCAGGACAUUCAGGAGCACCUGUCCCAAGGUCAUGUAGCCAUUGUCCUGGUGAAUGCAGUCUUGUUACUGUGUGAACUUUGCUCAAGUCCUGUCAAAUAUUGCUGUUUCCUCCCUAUUGGCCAGAAGUGCUUCUGCAGGAAUCCUGACUACCAGGGCCAUUUCAUUGUAUUGUGUGGCUACAACAAAGCCUCAGGGAGUGUCUACUACAACAACCCUGCCUAUGCUGACCGAACAUGCAGCACCAGCAUAAGUAACUUUGAGGAAGCCAGGACAAGUUACGGCACAGAUGAGGAUAUCCUGUUUAUCUACACGGACAGCUGACAUCCAAGCUUGCUGCUUUGUCAUUUCUGGUGCAGUCUGCCCAGCACCCGCAUGGCAGCUGGCUGCUUGUCUCAGGACUCUUACUGCAGAGACUUAGCUCCUGAAUUGCAGUGGGAUCUUAAACAAGGGAUGCUUUAUAGACAUUCAUACAAAUAUAUUGCAGUGUUGUCUUCAUCUUUUUAUUCCUGAUGAUGAACUAUCUGAUGUUGCAAUAUAUAACACAAACACAUUUUAAUUUUAACGUUGCACAUUUGAGAGCAGUUUCAAAAUGCAAUCCCCUCAGAGUCCAACUCUUACAGUUGGCUAUGAGCUUGUUUCUGAAUUAAAGACUUGAAAUAAAAUACACCAAGUACACAUUUAAUCUUCACUUGGAAAUUUGUGCAGUUUCAGCUACACGAAGCAAGAAAGGAAAAAGAGGAAAUACAUAUUGGUUUGCCUUCAAAACUGCCAGAGCUGAUCUUCAUUCAUGAUUUAAUGAUCAGAAGGGUGUAGAUAGGAUAAAUGAUUAACCUGCCCCAUGAUUAUUUUUUUUCAAGGAAGAAAAUGAUUGGUCAGCUGUUGACAUACUGUGGCAGAUCCUAUCAGCAUUGCCUGCAUAAUGGGAAUGAAAUACCAUUUACGAAGCAAGCUUCUUGUGUAAACCCAGCUUGACUGCUCUCAACACCUGUACCUGGGAGUUGAGUUUGCAGUUUGGACUUAUUGUCAGUGGAGGAUCAGUCUUCCUGCUAAGGGCUAUAGGCUACUCCUUCCAAGUAGUAAGCACCGCACCUAGUGUCAUUUUGCCUACUGAGUUAUCUUGCAUGAGUUAAGACGUCUCUAGGAAUGGCUUGACCAAAGUUCUGUGUUGCCCCAAAAGGGUGACUGGUGACAUUUUAUUUGGGUCUAAGAAAUUUUAAGUCUGUAUGCAAAGGCUUGGAAACAUCUUUCUGCCCACAACACUCUCCCUCUCUCUCUGCAGUAUCCGGGGAUCAAGUCUAGGUACAGUUUUUAAACUGUUGAUUAAGCAAAUGCACUAAGUAAGUAGCCACCGAAGCACUGAGGGUUUAUGCCUGGCAUGCAGGGGGUUGCUUUAAAUGUCUGGCAGGAGAAAGAAAAGAUUUUGCCCAAAGCCUGUAUUGUAAUUUGAGGUUAAACGUUUGUUGUUGAGAUUUAUUGAGGGAUUUCCCAGGAAUAGAUACUGCCAGUAGCCCGGCUCAGAACUCUGCUUCUAAUUGAGAAGGCAGGGAGAACAAACUUCUCUUGGCUGAAGUCCAAAGAUGUUAUAGCAGGAGUCCAGACUUUCUACCUCUUCUCACUCAGCAGCUGUGUUUUGGAAUAAGCAGCAGGGUCCUCACUGCACUCUGAUGCUUUAAGCUAAACUGUAAGAUUGCAGCAGGCUGCGUGCAGCCCCUUGAACAUAUUAUCUGGGAUCACCUGCCUGGCAGAGAAGCACUGAAGUGUAGGACAGAAUUCAGCUUUGUCCUUACACUUCCUACAAAUUUUGACUCCCAGUCUCAUCGCCUCUUGAAAUUUAGCUUUAUGACUUUAACUACAAUAUAAAUGUGCUUGAUUUUAUACUUAGCCUUUUCAGCUGAGAAUUCAGAUAUGUACAAUUGACUUCAAGACACGCUAGCAAACACUUUGGGCCCAAAAUCUGGUCUACUCUAAAAUUAUAACUGGUUGGAACUCACCUCCAAAUUCUAAAUGAUUUUAAAAACAAAAGAAAAAAAGUUGCUAUCGAUGUAAGCACUAUAACAUUAUGUUUUGUACCUAGACAACCAGCCGAGGAGACACAUCUUAAACCCAUUUCCUAAAGCUGUAAUCCUUGAUGGUGCAGCUAGUAAAUACAAGGCACCCUUUCUGGUGAAAACAGUGUACAGGGAGUCAGUGUUUAGCAAUACACUAAAGGAUAAAAGUUGUAAGGAAAAACAUUUUCUAAUCUAGGUGGCUUGCAAACACUGGAGAGUACCCAAAAAGUACUUGACAGGGUAUGUUCAAUAUAAGUUAGAGUGCUCCUUUCUUCAGUGCCUGAAAUACAGUGGUAGGUGAGUAGAAAUGCAGUUCCUUUGCAAAAUCUGAAAAACGAGUUUGAUGGAAACUUGUCUUCAAUCAGAACUAAUUUACAGCAGGUGUGGCUGGAAUGCACUGAAGCACCCGCUGCAUGUGAAGAUGACUGGGAAUUAGGAUACAAGUCAUUGGCUGACAGAACGGAAGCAUCAGCAGUUCCAUUACAAUCACUGCAGAGGCCCUGUGGCCAAAACCAGUAACAGGCUUUGCCUUAUAAUGCCUACAAAACUGGCUAAGCUACCAGCUGGCCACUGACUUAGAGAAUUGUAUGUCCAAGUCCAUUUGUGUGUAAUGCUUCACUGUGAAGGAUUUCUAGCUAUGUUACUAAUAACACAUCUGUAAACUAACUAGUCAAUAUCUUUUUUUAAUCUGUGCUUUUUUUCCCAUCACAUAACUCCUCCAAUAUAAUUUAAUCACCAUGGAAUUUAUUUACUGAAAAGGGUGUGUUUAGCCCAAUGAAAAUCGUUCUUACAGAGGGGUUAAGAGUAAUGAUAUGUUGCCAUACAGCUGGUUUGAGCUGGACUGUAUUUGGUUCUGGUGUUCAGAUUCUGGUUUUGAACCAACUUGAGAGCAGACAUUACACUGCAUGUAUUCAACUCAAAGACAAAAUGGAAUCUUGUCUCAUUGUGAGAAUACCUAACGUAAAUGAUGGAAGCAUAUAUAUGGGUGUAAUCAUUUUUACUGCUGUUUGGGUUAAGAAAUAUUUGGGUGGCUGGGUUUUAAAUAGUUAAAUGGAAUUUAAAGAUUAAAUUACAGCUGAUGAAGUGACAAAGAAAACAGGAGCCCUUCACUGCCACAUGAACUCCUACAGCCAAGGAAAACAAGUUGAAGACUGCCCUGGAAAGUGAGCCUAGAGAGAAGAGGUGAAGGCCAUAUUUGAGUAGAGCUGAUAUUGAGAAGGUAUGAGUCAAACGUUAGGUUAAGAAAGAAGUUAAUUGGGCAAAAAUAAAGAAUGUCUAUCUUUUUUCAAUUAGAAGUUUGCUUAUCAAAAAGUUCACCCUGAGAAUGUUUCUGUGUAAUACCUUGUUUUAUUCAUAUUGUCCACAGCAAAGAAAGGGAUAUUUUACAUGCAGAGAAAUUUUAUACAUAAAUAUAUUUUUUCUGUAAUUGAGCCAUUCUCAAUAAAGGUUUUAAGUGAACCCUAUA